CAAACUACAUAUCCGGGUAAAGUUUGCUUAGCCAAUAGAUGCACAACGGACGGAGUGGCCCGAGUGGAAGAGGCGAAUUGUUUUGGGUUCCCGAUUAUAUCUACACUUUAGUUUAACCAGCCUGGGCAGCUGAGCCGAUGCAAUUCCUUUGUUCUCAGUAUCUACGAAUCCAAGGAUGGACGAUUGAAAGAAUUGUUUGUUAGUGCAGACAUACUCCCGCUAGACCAGAAGCCGCCGAACCGGGAUGGAGACGCUGUCAAAAACACCCGCCGGGGAGGCGCAUCACAACAAGGAAUGGUGGCCGGCGCUGCCCACUGGCCUCAUGUGUGUCAGUCCGUCGCUGUCGUCUUAUAAAGACUACCCUGCUCACCAGCCCUUCAUCAAGACCCCCCCCCUCCACAGACCACCACCACGCAUGAGGCAGGCUCCUCCGCCCACCUCGCCUGCCAAGUCGUUCCCAGAGUCCCACAGUGCAGAAAUCAUCUCCGCCCUGAGGAACCUCCAGGAGAAGAUCAGACGGCUGGAGGUGGAGAAGAGAGGAGCGGACCUGGGCCUCCGGGCGGAGCAGCCCUCCACCCGACCACUGGUCACCCCCACCCAGAGACCAGUGGACCUGGGCCUGCAGGCGGAGCAGCACUCCACCCGACCACUGGUCACCUCCACCCAGAGACCAGUGGACCCCAGUCUGCAGGCGCUGGGGAGAGACGCACCAGCUACCAACGUCAGCUCCACCCGAAGGCUGGCGGAGCAGCGGUCUGACGUCAACUCCACCCGACGACAGGCGGAGCACUCCUCCGACGUCACCUCCACCCGGAGAGAGGCGGAGCCACGGUCUGAGGUCACCUCCACCCGGAGAGAGGCGGAGCCACGGUCUGAGGUCACCUCCACCCGGAGAGAGGUGGAGCCACGGUCUGAGGUCACCUCCACCCGGAGAGAGGCGGAGCCACGGUCUGAGGUCACCUCCACCCGACGACAGGCGGAGCCACGGUCUGAGGUCACCUCCACCCGACGACAGGCGGAGCCACGGUCUGAGGUCACCUCCACCCGACGACAGGCGGAGCAGCCCUCUGACGUCACCUCCACCCGGAGGGAGAUGCGAAGCGAAGGGGCCAGCGAUCGACCCCAAUGCAACCAAGUGCUGCUCACCCAGCUGGCCGCUGCCGAGGCCCGCUGCCAGCAGCUGGAGAGACAGCUGGAGCUCAUGAGACGCACGGUCCGCCUCGCCCAGCAGGACCGCACCAGCCUCCUCCAGCAGCAGGUCUCCAUGGCAACAGACCCGUCAGGUGACCCAGCCUCCGGACCUGAGCAUGCCCACUGGGAGAAGCUGGAGCGACUGGAGAGGGAGUACAUCAGGAUGACGCUCGCCCAGAACCAGGCAGAGAAGAAGAUCCGUGAGCUGGAAGAGAAGCUGGAGGAAGAGGAACGCCAGAGGAAGCUGGUCCAAGAGAAGGCUGACCUGCUUCAGACGGGCCUGGAGGCCAAUCGGCUCCUCCUCCAGGCGGUCUCUCCCCGCCCCAGGAGGAGGUCCAGAGGCAGGGUGCCCCCGGCCAGAAGGAGGAGCAGGGAGCCUCAGAGCCCUCAGCAGCAGAAGGCCUCCAGCAACCAGCCUCACCACAGCCUCCGCCCGGGAGUGGUGCCCUUUGUGGCCGGGAUGGCGGUGGGCUGCAGCCACUCUGUGCGGGCUAACGUCCAGGCCGUGCUGUCCCUCCUGAAGCACCACCCGCGGUCACACCCCCCCUCGGCGGAGAGACCCCCGGCCCCCCGCGCCGCCUGCUCCUCCCCCUCCCCCUCCUCCUCAGAGCCACCGAGUGAGGUGGAGCUGAAGGAGAUCCUGAGCUCACUACAGGAGGAGCUCCGCCUCAUGGGCCUGGAGCAGGCUGCGUUGGUGCGGAGGGUCCAGGCCGGGGGGGCGGAGCGGGGAGACGUGCUGCGGGACCAGGAGAGGCUACUGCUGAGGAUGGAGAGGAAGGGGGAGCACCUCGCCCAGCUGCACAGACACACACAGCAGAUCAAGAAGCUCCGCCGUGUCGGCAGCGGGAAGGCCGAGCAGAACGGGCGGAGGGGGGCAGCGGGGACCGCAGUGGCCACUAGGGGUCGCAGUUUCGGAGCGUGCGAGCGCAUCAAUGCCAACCUGAAGCUGCUCAAAGACAUGAGGGCCCUGCAGAAGUCUCUACGGACAUGAGGGCCCUUCUGAGGGCCCUGCAGAAGUCUCUACGGACAUGAGGGCGGGCCGCAUGCCGAACACCUGCUCUACCACAUGAACCACCUACCUGCAGCUUUCUAAUAAUUACAUUUUAUAAUCGACUAUGAUCCACUGAACAAGCUCGAAGAAGAAUGAGUAUUGACCAGUGACAAGACUUUGGUUUAUCAGCAUCUUUAUUUUCCCUUAAAUAUAGGAGCAGUCUUUGACUAUCAAUAGUUCAGCAUUAUACCUGUUUACUUUACUUUUACAUUUCAAUGAUGAUGUAAUUAUAUUUUUUAACAGUAGAUGGUAGUGUGUUUUCCUACUGAAGGGAUUGAUAAUUGAUCUGAGCUUGCUUUCAUUUCUGACUUUUCUAUUCCCAUUUGAAUAGUAUAUUUAUUUUAGGAUACGCAUACUUCUGUACAAAUGCUGUGUCCAUUAUGUCCCCAUGUCAACUAAUUUGUCUAAUGCACAACCGCUAAAUAAGUCAUAGUGGCUACUAUUGUAGCUCUGCAUCGACAAGGUGAUGCAAGAUUUAUAUCAUUUGAUUUUGACGAUGGUAACAUUAAUUUCAGUGUAUUUACUAUUAUACACUGAAACGGGUUCCGAAUAAAAAAUAAAAACAAUUGAUCACCUUCGUCAUGUUCAUAUCUCAGUAUAUUAAAACCGCCCACAUGGAGAGACCGUCAA
Messenger RNA from Gadus chalcogrammus (walleye pollock), 2872 nucleotides. Its product is annotated as centrosomal protein of 57 kDa-like. The transcript is spliced from 11 exons. Lineage: Eukaryota; Metazoa; Chordata; Actinopteri; Gadiformes; Gadidae. Gene Ontology annotation, cellular component: centrosome. The record is from RefSeq and is a predicted model, not a curated record. Gene Ontology annotation, molecular function: microtubule binding; gamma-tubulin binding; identical protein binding. The coding region runs from base 245 to 2182 and encodes 645 amino acids.